CGUCACCAGGUUUCCUUGCUUCCUUUCAACCUAAUCUUUUUCACUACAGUUCCCAAUUUUCCGUGGGGUGCGACCUAGACAUCGGUUCUAAUUGGCCUUGUUUUCCUUUUCUCUGUUUCUAUUUCAGUACGAUAUUUGUUGCUAUCUUUUCAGGGAGCACGGUUCAUCUCGCCCCUCCUAGUGGCGCCAACCGCAUAUUGUUUUGAAGUUAAGGAGGGAUAUUAAUACGGCUGCUUGAUUUACAGCACGAUCUACCAUGGACUCCAUGCGGUCAUUGAACACAUCACUACCUAGCUCGACUCCUCGCCCUCAACCUCCUGAACAACUUUUACAAUCGUUCAAAGCGGCCGCACUGUCUGUUACCAAUCUUUAUAAAAACGCAGUCUUCGAGCAAUCACAGGCGAAGCAAGCUGGCUACCAGGAAGCAAUUGAGGACCUACUUCAUUUUCUAGACAAGGAAAGCCUUGGCCUUGCCGGUGGAGAAGGAACGAAAAUCCGACAAUGGGCAAUUGAAAGGAGUGAUGGAACCGGGACUCCGAGCGACGAUGACGAGCCUGAGAAACAACAUCGAAGCACUAGCCCCGUUGCUACACGCAAGGAACAAACCAAGCCAGAAGGCGCCCGACAGCCACCCAAGUCGACCUCGACUGAUGAGCCCGUUGCUACGCAGCAACAGACCCCACUUUCCAACCCUCAAGUCACCGAGGCAAAUACCCUUGAUAGACCAGCAGUCUUUACUUUCACUGCUGGGCCUUCAUUUCCCCCAUGCCAAGAACCUGAUGUAGAUAUGCAAUCCUCCGACAGCUCAACUGCCUCAUCUCAAGAUAGUUCACCUGUGAGUGUAUCUGUCCUUCCUCGGACCUCUCGGCAACAAGCUCGGCACAACAACUUGUCACGGACGAAUCCUCGAGCAUCCACACGGGAACCUUCCGUCGGCGCGGGCUCAAAACGAAAGUUUGCAGUUCCCGAUUUUUUCGACAUAUCGGGGUUAGGGAAUAGGGAUAUAUUUGGGGGCGGCAAACGUGGCCGUUUCACCUAGAGAAUAUAGUAUCGACGAUUGGACGAACUUCAUAUUCUUAUGGUAACGCAGCGGUUUGAUUGAUAUUUUGAGUUCACGGUGCAUUUGGAGGGAGUCUCGCAUGUGGUCCUCUUUCGGCCACCUCUUGUUGUCUUCAUUUUCCAGCCUUUGUCUUCAUUGCUUUCCUGUUU
Molecule: messenger RNA, 1209 nt
Organism: Aspergillus pseudotamarii
Lineage: Eukaryota; Fungi; Ascomycota; Eurotiomycetes; Eurotiales; Aspergillaceae
Exons: 1
Coding region: 257-1039 (260 amino acids)
Source: RefSeq, a predicted model, not a curated record